Trichomonas vaginalis G3 is the source of this 970-nucleotide messenger RNA. Its product is annotated as organellar and viral DNA polymerase type B. The annotation marks the transcript as partial. Gene Ontology annotation, biological process: DNA replication. Gene Ontology annotation, molecular function: DNA binding; nucleotide binding; DNA-directed DNA polymerase activity. NCBI's taxonomy places the organism in Eukaryota, Parabasalia, Trichomonadida, Trichomonadidae. The transcript has a single exon. The record is from RefSeq and is a predicted model, not a curated record.
AUGCAAAUAACUGGUUUAUAUAAAGGACGGGCAAUUAUUAUAAAAGACUCUUACAGUGUUAUAAAUAAGAAGCUUAAACUAUUUCCUGCUAUGUUUAACUUACAAACAGGACCGAAAGAAGUAUUUCCAUAUAACUACUACAGCAGUGUUUUGUUAGCAAAUGACAACAGAACUGGUGUCAUUUCUGAAGCAUGUAAGUUUAUCCGGGAUGCAGAUACAUUUAUGAAAAACAUAGAUUCCAUCAAAGGUUGCAGAAUAGAUGAGAACCACUUCGACUUAGAAAAAUAUAGCACGUUUUACUGCAAACAAGAUGUAAGAAUUUUAAGAGAAGGUUUUGUAAAGUUCCGCAAUGACUUAUUGAAAGAGUUUGAUUUAAACGUUUAUGACUACGUUAGUAUUUGUUCAAUUGCUAACAAAUUGUUUGAGAACAGAGUAUACUUCCCGAAUGGAAAUCUUUAUGACCUCUCAAAUAAACCAAGAGAAUUUAUUUCGAGAUGCAUUCAAGGUGGAAGAUGUAUGCUGUCAGAUAACAUGAAACAAAAGAGCGAAAAGAAACUCAUUGCUGAUUUCGACGCUGUUUCAUUAUAUCCAUCAGCUAUAGCAAGACUUUAUACUUUAGAAGGUAUUCCAAAAGUAUUGAAGGAUGAGAUGCUAAGCACAGAGUAUCUCAUGAGACAUUUAUUCGAUGAUGACCAAAAGGAACCCAUUGGUGAAAAGUUUAUGUCUGGCUUCUUUGUUCUCAUUAAGAUAACAGAGAUUGGAAUACAUAGACACUUUCAUUUAAUAGUUUGCGACCCUGAACUAAAUCCAGAACUUAACGUUCCAAGAAGUUCAAACACUUGCUGUCUCAUGUAUGUUGACCAUAUAACAUUACAAGACCUCAUAAAAUAUCAAGGUGUCAAAUGUGAUGUGUUGCAAGGAUACUAUUACGAUGGAAACAGAGAUAUGAGAAUAAGAGAUGAAGUAAAGA